Dimorphilus gyrociliatus is the source of this 2171-nucleotide messenger RNA. NCBI's taxonomy places the organism in Eukaryota, Metazoa, Annelida, Polychaeta, Dinophilidae. The record is from the annotation of a GenBank genome assembly.
CACAUCAUCAACAUGGCCGAUACUGAACGUCUGCGUGUAUGUAGAUCCGAUGAAGAGAAACGUUCUCGUACUCUUCCAAGCGAUGACGAAAAACUAGUAAUUGAAUUUCGAAGUGCUAUGGAAGCGACUAAACUAAGGAUGGGCGAAUUAAGGGAUGCAUUACACGAUCAGCAAAAGAAUAUCGGUGAUAGCAGAGAUCAUAGUUUUGGUGAUAAAAGACGGGAUAAUACUUUGGAUAACCUAACCAAUAUUCAACAAUAUAAAGAUUACAUUCGAAAUAAGUCGUACAGUGAUGACAAGAAAAUCGAAAGUCCUGCCGGUCGGAAUUUAUCAAACGAAGCCAAAACUCAUAGAGGCUCCGAGAACGGUCGCAUCAAAGACUCCCUUCUUGAGGAGGAUAAACGCUUAGAGCCGCUAUUGGAAAGGGCUAACGUCGAGAAGGAACAACGCCGCCAAAUAAGUAUUUUAACUUACGAAUUAAAUAUUGGAAGAGAUCUAAAUGAGCAGCUACAAAAAAGGCUAGCCGAUUGCGAGAAGGAGCUAAUUAGUUUACGAGUCGAUGGCGAAACGAAAGAGAAGCAAAUUCGAGCGGAAGCAGCAAGGCAACUGACAGAUCUUGUUCAAGAAGUCCACGAAGCCCAAAAGCAAAGAGAUGAGGCAGUUGAACAGAGAAUUAAAACUGCUAAACUAGUCGAAACAUCCGAACCGGAAAAAGCUGCCAGAACCAAAAGGAUUAUACAUUUGAAUGAUGUUGAGGAUAUGGAUAUAAACGAAAUACUUACAAAGUUUUCCGAGAUAAGCGACAUUGGAGAAAAUGGUAAUGCUUUAUCGGAUGUGAUUGCGCGGACAGCUAGGCGGCGGCGAUCUCAGAAUGCUCAGCAAUUAAAAUUGGCUUUAAAGGAACGAGAUGAAGCUUUACGAAAGUGUCGAAAACUCGAAGCGGACCUGAGACUGAGAGGCGAUUCGAACAUUCAACAUCUUAAGAGUCGAUUGGCGGCAUCGGAACAGGUUCGGGACGAAUUGGAAGAAAAGCUACAAGAAAUAAAAGUUCAACUCAGGUAUAUAUAGAAAUCUUUCAAUAAAUAUAUGCGCCGAAGCGGCGUGAUGGCGCAUGAAAGUAGAACGCACUGAAUAUAUUCCACUCAGCGUUCUUAUUUCAAUGUUUGCUUAUAGGAGUGACAGCAGUUUCGAAUGUCGUUUUCCAUUUUCAGCUUACACAAGUCGCUCGUUGAACAAGCCAACUACGAAGGGGAAUUGAAUAAACUAAGGGUGGAGAACGCAAGGUUUUCAUAAUAUUAUUUAGAUAAUUCGCGUUUUUAUAUAAAGUCGAAUAUUAUUCGAGUACAUAUUGAAGUUGUAGAGCGCAAACAUUCGCUCACAGUACGCGCCACCCACAUCGCCUAAGGCUCGCACAGGAAAUGAAGACGCUUGACAAACACGAUUAUACUAUUGCAGAUUACGCCGCCUAGUGGGAGUUCUACGUCGAAAAUUGCAUCAAGUCAGAUGACCUUAUAUUGUUUGUGAAGAAGGUAGCUUUCCCUCUCACAACCAAUAUGGUAUUUAAACUAGAAAAAGCGAUUAUACUUUCUGUUUUUCUCUUUUCCAUUACGAAUAAAUAAUUAGAAAAUAACUAAGAAGGAAAGUGAAUGCAUAUCUAAAUUCAUCUAUAUAAUUCAUUCUCAAUCUCGUUCGAAUAAUUAAUUGGAAACGAGCGCGUAUAUUUUGAAAGCAAACAAUCGAGGCGGGCGAAAUUAAAAAGUAGGUCGCGCAAUAAAAACGAUGCAGGAACACGGAGGGCGGACGGAAUGUGAAAGCCGCGAAUAAACAGUUCGAAAAGCCAAACGCAUACACGUUAUAUAUGGCGUUCUAUCUAUACAUUCUAUAGUAAAAAGGACGUCAACAAAUAAAAAUAUUGCGAGAGAAUAAAGUCGAAAUGUAAAUUUGAAGAAGAUGGAAUUAAUGGCGUUAUUUCUGCACGCUACAUUUCACAGAACAAAUUUGUCGAUCGCGUUAAGGAGGCUUGUACACUAAUAUUUAGAUGACUUGUAGCUGAAAUCUUCGUCAAACUUGCUCAACGUGUCUGAUGCAAACAUCUGCUUGUUUGUUCUGCUUCUUUGUGUUGGCAAACUUGACCUACUUAGUAGCCGUAUGCGCAUAUAUGUAUAUUUAAA